Molecule: messenger RNA, 642 nt
Organism: Caenorhabditis remanei
Lineage: Eukaryota; Metazoa; Nematoda; Chromadorea; Rhabditida; Rhabditidae
Exons: 4
Coding region: 1-642 (213 amino acids)
Source: RefSeq, a predicted model, not a curated record
AUGGAUUUGAGAGUGGAAUUUGCAGCCGCCGCCCCUAAUGCUGAUGAUAUUAUAGAAACCCUCACCUUCGAUCCCAUCCCGGAGAAAACGAUUCCAUUGGAAGAACCCUUUGUGUUCGGGAUUCAAACAACGUCUCUUGGAAAUCUCGUGAUUCUGAAUUUUUUUAUGGUCUAUGAAAUUGAAAAUGCGACUGACUUCAUUAGACCAACAUACGAAGUUACCAAUCAAGGGUUGAAGAUGUUAUUCUCUUUCUGGUUUCAAGAAACCACGGCAAUCAAAUGCCAACUGGUGCAAUCAGACACGGAAAUCGAAAACGAAUUCAUUCUUUACUUUGCCCCGUCUGGAAUCAUGAAUCGCGAGGGAGUGCAUUGCUAUAAUCAAACUAUGAAGUUGACGUAUAAGAUCGAGAAUAAUCAAAUGCCAGAUGAUAUUGCAAUCGUUCUUUCGGUCGAUGACAGAAUCGGAAAUCGUCGGAUUCAAGCAUCAAACCGAAUUAAUGGAAUUUUAACUUUUGAUUACAACUUCCGAAUCAUCCGGGAAUAUAUUUUGUACCUACUCUUGCAAUUUGGGAAUAGCUCUGUCAGACACCAUCAGACCUUCAAAAACAUAGUAACAACAAGAGCUACAAGACCGGAUAACUGA